Cataglyphis hispanica is the source of this 825-nucleotide messenger RNA. RefSeq names its product UPF0605 protein GA14893-like. NCBI's taxonomy places the organism in Eukaryota, Metazoa, Arthropoda, Insecta, Hymenoptera, Formicidae. The transcript is spliced from 7 exons. The record is from RefSeq and is a predicted model, not a curated record. The coding region runs from base 1 to 825 and encodes 274 amino acids.
AUGACUAUUGGAACGGAAGUAUUAAUUACGGCAGAACCUCAUCUGAUUCCAGGUUAUACUGGUUAUUGUCCGCAAUAUCGAUUUAAUCAGGGUGAAACAUAUGCAAAAGCUACACAUAAAUUGUUGCUCGAUCCUGCGAUUAACCAUGCGAGUACGCUCAUCCUAUCAUCCCGUGCAAUAGAUUAUGAGGCAUGGAGACCGCCAAAAAGCGAUAUAAAUAUAGUCAAUGCUCGUUUCAAGAGAACCGAUCCUGUAUUCGUUCAUCCUAUGUUACCAGGAUAUGAGGGUUUCAUACCAGGCUCGAAUGCUAGAAUCGGACAGAGAUACAUGGUGCUCGCGACCGAAGGGCUUGCCAAAUUCGAACGGCAACAAUUACGAGCUAAGGCGACCCUAAAUCAGUUGAGAAAAACGAUCGACGUACAAAGUGGACGGGCUGAACCACGAAAUUUGGAGGAACGUUUGUUGAGUGAGAGUCAAUUUAAAUUACCCAUGUUAGUCGUGCGACCUGAAUGCAUACCAGCGAGGUACGCGACUCUCGUUCCUCAUACUUAUGAAUAUUUUGGAAAACCGAUCUCGUUAUGUGAUAGUUUAUUGUACGAUUUCACAAAUUGUCGGAAAGGACAGAUUAUGGAAUACGAGCCGGUGAAUAUUGCUUGUCCCGAUCCACCGGUACUUAUCCAAUCUUCUGAGAUUUAUCAUAAACACGUGGGAAUGAUACCGAAUUAUUUUGGGCAUAUUCCCGGAGCGAUGUUCAGAUGCGGCAAAACAUUCGGAGCUGACACGACAGAUGCCAAAAAAUGGCUUCAAGGAGACUCCGCCUUGUAA